GUUGUUUUGAUUUAUUUAAAAGUAAUUCCUCGUACGAAGAAAGUGCAAAAGCAACAUGAGAUUCGUUUUUAACAUAUUGUUUUUUAUAGGGGUGGCUUCAUCAGAGGUUCAUUAUGGACCAAACGAAAAGGAAACUCCACAAAGAGUAAGAAUAAUUGGAGGACAAGAAGCUGAGGUCAACCAAUACCCAUGGCAAGUGGCCUUAUCUAUAACCAGUGCCAAUGGUAACGAGUAUUUCUGCGGUGGUUCUCUAAUAUCUGAAAAAUGGAUUCUCACCGCAGCACAUUGUCUAUCAAAUGUUGUAUCUGUUAUGGCGAGUUUGGGUGUUCAUAACAUCAAUGUCAAUGAACCAUCUCGCCAAGAUAUUCCGGCUGAAGACUUUACAGUACAUCCAAAGUGGAACAUAUCGACUGCCUCAAAUGACAUUGCCCUCGUUAGACUUACCACUGAAGCUGUCAUUAAUGAUGCCGUUCAAGUUGUGACAUUGGCCACUGCAGGAACUUUUGCAGGUUAUGACGCUGAACUAAGUGGUUGGGGAAAGGUUUCCAGUGCGUCAACAGAAAUAUCCCCAAUCCUUAAAAGAAUCGAUUUAAAAGUGAUCUCGAACGUUCUCUGCACUUUAUACUAUUCUGUCUAUAUAAAAGACAGCAACAUAUGUACAUCAGGAUCCGGCGGCAUAGGUGCAUGUCAAGGUGACUCUGGUGGACCACUGGUUGUCGGUGGCACACAGAUUGGUGUGGUAUCUAGGGGCAAUAAAUGUGAACGGGGAAGUCCAACCGUUUAUUCAAGAGUAUCCGCGUACAAAAGUUGGAUCACCGACGUAACAGGGAUUAGAUAACUAAAAUAUGAUAAAUAUUUGUUUUUUUUUUUUAACUGAAAACUUAAGCAAUGUGAGAUAAAUAAAUUGUUUAAUUUGUUAUACAUACAA
This is a messenger RNA of Aethina tumida (small hive beetle), 928 nucleotides long. RefSeq names its product brachyurin-like. NCBI's taxonomy places the organism in Eukaryota, Metazoa, Arthropoda, Insecta, Coleoptera, Nitidulidae. The record is from RefSeq and is a predicted model, not a curated record. Bases 56 to 838 code for a protein of 260 amino acids. The transcript has 5 exons. Gene Ontology annotation, biological process: proteolysis. Gene Ontology annotation, molecular function: serine-type endopeptidase activity.